Molecule: messenger RNA, 2081 nt
Organism: Gallus gallus (chicken)
Lineage: Eukaryota; Metazoa; Chordata; Aves; Galliformes; Phasianidae
Gene: CGRRF1
Product: cell growth regulator with ring finger domain 1
Exons: 6
Coding region: 103-1131 (342 amino acids)
Biological process (GO): negative regulation of cell growth
Source: RefSeq, a predicted model, not a curated record
GCGCAUGCGCCCCGCGCAGCAGUUGGCCGGCGGUGUGUGGUGGGGCGGGCGAUGCGGCUCGGCUGAGCUCGGCUCGAGCUGAGCUGUCUGCCGGCCGGCCCUAUGGCCGCCGUGUUUCUCGUCACACUUUACGAGUACUCUCCGCUUUUCUACAUCACGGUGGUGUUCGUCUGUUUCCUCGUCACCAGCGGCCUGGUGCUGGGCUGGUUUGGUUUGGGUGUCCCUGUUAUUCUCAGAAACUCAGAAGGAACAGAAUCCAGCACGAGAGUACUGAAGAAGCGAAUGAGACAAGUGAAGAAUCCUUUUGGUUUAGAAAUCUCUCAUCCUGACACAGCUUCUGUAACAAGGGGUAUAACACUGAUACCUGACUGUCUGGAAGACUGUGUUCUUACGUGCUACUGGGGCUGCAAUGUUCAAAAACUCCAUGAAGCGUUACAAAAACAUGUCUACUGCUUCAGAAUAAAUACUCCUCAGGCGCUAGAGGAUGCUCUGUACGACGAAUAUCUCUAUCGACAGCAAUACUUCAUAAAAAAAAAUGACAAGGAAGAAAAAUAUUGUCAGCUACCAGAAGAUGCUCAAGUUGUCGAUUUUGGCCCAGUGCCUAGACUUUGCUAUCCAUUGAUAGCGCUGCUGACAUUAGCUGACGAAGAAGACAGGGAAAUAUAUGAUAUUAUUUCAAUGGUGUCUGUAAUUCAUGUUCCUGAUGAGAGCUACAGACUUUCCUGCAGAAUAUUAUAUCAGUAUCUGCUUCUAGCUCAAGGCCAAUACCAUGAUCUGAAGCAGCUCUUCAUGUCUGCAAAUAGUACUACACCACCUUCAUGUGGUACCUCUCCAGAUGAGAGAAGCACCGACAGAAGCUUGCUGGAGAAGGCUGGACUGGCUGAAGAUGAACCAGAAUUGCAUGAAGAAAACAGUAAAGACUGCGUUGUAUGCCAGAAUGGCACAGUGAACUGGGUACUCCUACCCUGCAGGCACACGUGCUUGUGUGAUGGCUGCAUUAAGUAUUUUCAGCAGUGUCCAAUGUGUAGGCAGUUUGUUCAAGAGUCUUUCCCACUCUGCAGUAAAAAGGAGCAAGAUGAAGAUGAAUCAACCCAGAUCUUGCAAGAUGUUCAUCCUGGAAGAGUUUUUUAAUGGAGACAAAAAUAAAAGAACUGGGUUGUGUGCACCAAGGUUAAAUGUAGAGAACAGACUGUUUAUGGGAGGACAUCUAGCAUUAACUUGUACAGUUUUCCUUUUCAUUGCUAGGCAAUUUUCAGCUUCCUUAUGUGUCUUCACUCCAUAUGCUCACAGGAACAUUACAUUUCUCUGUGCAAUGUGGACAGAAGAAGUGUGUAGGAUAUACUUGAAGGAUGUGAUUAUUUUUAUAGCUGCUUACUAAUUUUUCAUGGAGUACUACUGCAGGCUGUUUUGAUUACUAAAUUUAGCUUUAUCUACUUGCAAACAAAACUUGCAAGUGAAGUUGAAGUGCACACAGCUUAUUCAGUAUUUAUUAUAUUUAAAAUAUUAGAGCAAUAUAUCAUCUUAAUUCCUUAUAAUUUAGAAACCUGGCACUUUACAGAGCGUGACAAAUGAAGGAAAGGGUGCAUUCUUCGUAGUCAAACCCAUGUAUAUUUAUUUUGUAGACACGGGCUGUACUGUGACAGGAGCUAGAAGGAGAAGUUGCUCAGGACACUGUUUGGGGGCUAUUUUGAAAUGAUGUGCAUGUGAAGGGCCUGAGCCAAAGCCCUGUGGAACCAGUGGAAAGGGUUUUGUUGCUAUUUGUUGCCUUGAACUAAACCUUGCUGACAUUUUCAAGCCUGAACUGCUACUACUGUGUCAUCUUGUGACAGAUUUUCAAUCUUCUGGCAAUGGCUGCAAGAACUUGUUCUCCAUACAAAUGUUAGUUAAUUACUCCACGGAGUUACUUGAGCAGUUUUGCUGUGCUGUUCUUACGUGAGUUGCUUGCUUGGGGAAUUUCCAGUUCUGUUUACUUGCAUUGUCAGAUUGGAUGAGAAGUUGACCAUUACUUUUUCUUUUAUCAAUAGUCCCAGGACAUUUGCUUACUCUAAUAAAGAAGGAAGCUAAAGAACUGUUGAAAACUA